Adineta steineri is the source of this 672-nucleotide messenger RNA. NCBI's taxonomy places the organism in Eukaryota, Metazoa, Rotifera, Eurotatoria, Adinetida, Adinetidae. The record is from the annotation of a GenBank genome assembly.
AUGGCAUCAUCUUUUGCAUCAUUUUUUGCAAAAGAUAAAACUUUUCGACCAAAAAAGAAAUUUGAGCCAGGUACAAUGCGUUAUUCACUUCAUAAACAAGCAAGUGCUUCAUUAAAAUCAGGUCUUGAUUUAAAAGAAAUUGUUAAAUUACCUGAUAAUGAAGAUGAAGAUGAUUGGAUUGCAGUACAUGUGGUUGAUUUUUUCAAUCGAAUCAAUCUUGUUUAUGGCAUUGUAACUGAUUAUUGUACUCCUGAAAGUUGUCCAACAAUGUCUGGUGGUCCUCGAUAUGAAUAUAGAUGGUGUGAUGGUAUAAAAUAUAAGAAACCAACAUCAUUAAAUGCACCUAAAUAUAUAACAUUACUUAUGGAAUGGGUUGAGACAAUAAUUAAUGAUGAAUCAAUAUUUCCUGUACAAGUUGGAACACCAUUUCCCAAAAAUUUUCGUUCAACUUGUAAAAAAUUACUUUCACGUUUAUAUCGAAUAUUUGUUCAUGUUUAUGUACAUCAUUUUGAUCGUAUAAUCGAUUUACAAGCGGAAGCACAUGUUAAUAUGUGUUUUAAACAUUUCUGUUAUUUUUGUCAUGAAUUUGAUUUAUUAAAAAAAGAAGAAAUGGCACCAUUAUUUGAAAUGACCAAUCGAUUAUGUCCGGAAGUACUUGGUGUUGUUAAAUGA